AUGGGAAGAGUGAUGUUCUGGUUUCUUGUUUCCAUGUAUCUAUGCCUCAUUGGCCAUAUGAUUGGUGAGGCUGCAAGAGAAGGUGCCAUGAUGAGUGAAUCAAAAUCCAGUGAGAUGGGAAAGAGUAACCGCCACGUAACCAGGUUUAAGGGUGAACUCACAGCUGGCGGCUAUGGGGGAGGCGAUCCAGGGUAUGGUGGAUACGGUCCAGGUGGUGGCAGUGGUGGUGGUGUUGUGAUCGGUGGUGGAUUUGGUGGUGGUGGUGGUGUGGGUUGGGAUGGAGGAAACAGAGGAGGCGGUCCGGGAUACGGGUCAGGAGGUAUUGGUGGUGGAGUCAUCAUUGGCGGUGGGGGUGGUGGUGGUGGUGGAUGUGGCGGUUCAUGCGGUGGUGGUGGUGGACCUGGUGGUGGAUAUGGACACCUUAAAGCCAGCAUGAUGGAAUCAGGCAAAAACUAG
Eruca vesicaria subsp. sativa (arugula) is the source of this 456-nucleotide messenger RNA. The record is from the annotation of a GenBank genome assembly. NCBI's taxonomy places the organism in Eukaryota, Viridiplantae, Streptophyta, Magnoliopsida, Brassicales, Brassicaceae.